AUGGUUGAUGUCGUGAUUGUUGAUAUCGGUUCCUACGGAAAGGAAGGAGACAGUAGUAUUUUGCUUAAAUCUGACAUAGGGCAGCGAAUUUCAAACGGAUCAUUUGGAUUUCCAGAAGAAAGCUUUCUCCCCGGUUCUAAUAUUGUAGUUCCACACGUAAUUGUAGGUGACGAAGCGUUUCGUUUACACACACAUAUAAUGAAGCCAUAUUCUAAAAAAUCAAGUAGAGAAGAUGUAUCAAAAAAAAACAUUUAA
Macrosiphum euphorbiae (potato aphid) is the source of this 255-nucleotide messenger RNA. The record is from the annotation of a GenBank genome assembly. NCBI's taxonomy places the organism in Eukaryota, Metazoa, Arthropoda, Insecta, Hemiptera, Aphididae.